GGAGCGGAGUCGAGCCCCACCCCCACCCAGGAACUGCACUCCCAACGGCCCCCUGCGCCUCUGGAGGUGGAGCCAAUCCCCAGCCCCUACCUGGGAACUACAACUCCCAGCGGCCCCUGCGCCUCUGGGGGUGGAGCCGAGCUCCAGCCCCCACGUGGGAACUACAACUCCCAGCAGCCCCUGCACCUCUGAGGGGUGGAGCCGCCUGGUCUGCGUCACCGAACCUCCGGAACCGUGGCCAAUGGCAGGGCAGGGGCGCGGCUGAGUGGGCGGGUCUAACCAAUGGGUGGGAUCGCUAUGGCGGAGCGGGUUGGCCCUGCCCCACCCCCAAUCUACGUGGGGGGCAGCAGCAGUGACAGCGAGGGGGAGCCUGUGAGACCCCCAAGGGGGGAAGGGGGGCAGCCGCGCCCCAAGCGCCGGCGUGUUCUGUGCACCACCGAGAUCCCCACUGUGCCUGUCUACUCGAACAAGGUGAACAGCAGCUUCCAGCUGUGCCCUGCGGAGCUGCACCAGGAGGUGCCCCCCCUGCGAUGGCAGGGAGGGGCAGAUCUGGACGUGGAUGAGAUUGACCCUGUCACGCCCCCACGGCCAGAGCGGCCUCACGCCCCACGCCUCCCCCAAGGCCCCUGCACUCACUGGCUGCAGGAGGAGCCGCAGCAGCAGGGGGCAGCGAGAUCGGUUCGGGACGAGUCCCCCUCUCCCCCUCCCCCACCACAGCCCACACGAAGGCAGAGGGGCCGGACCCGACGGGAGGUGGCGCGCCAGCUGCGGGGUCUCAGCACGUGGCUGUCGGCCGCCCAGCGCAGCCUGCAGGAGGAGCUGCCCGAGGACGACGUGAUCCUGGUGGAGCCGCCCCCGUCCCCCCCGUCCUGGCAGCUGCAGCUCAAGGUACGGUGCCGGGCUGAGAUCCAUCGCGUCGCCGUGGAGACGUCACAGCCCCUGCAGGUGGUGGUGGAGCACAUGGCCGGGAGACUGCAGGUCCGGCCGGAGCAGAUCCUGCUGCUGCUGCGAGACACAGAGCUGCCCCCCGCCAGCACCCCCCAGGGCCUGGGCCUGGGCGUGGCCGACAUCGUCGACUGUGUGGUGGACGUGGCAGCGGGGGAGCUGCAGGGCGGGGGAGAAUCGGGGGCCGGGCCGGCCCCUGGGGAGCUACGGCUGACCGUGCGAGGCCAGGAGAAGGACUCGCUGCUCACACUCAACGUGCCCAGGGCGGAGCCGCUGCACCGGCUGAUGGAGCGCUACCAGGAGGCCAUGGGGCUGAGCGGCCGCCCGCUCCGCUUCUUCUUUGACGGGCAGCGCCUGGCGGGGACCCGCACGCCCGAGCAGCUGGGCAUGGAGCCCGACGACGUCAUCGAGGCCUGGGCCUAGCCCCCCCCCCCACAGCUGGGCAUGGAGCCCGACGACGUCAUCGAGGCCUGGGCCUAGCCGCCCCCCCCCCCACAGC
This is a messenger RNA of Gopherus evgoodei (Goodes thornscrub tortoise), 1444 nucleotides long. RefSeq names its product nuclear factor of activated T cells 2 interacting protein (gene NFATC2IP). Bases 283 to 1368 code for a protein of 361 amino acids. The record is from RefSeq and is a predicted model, not a curated record. Gene Ontology annotation, molecular function: protein binding. The transcript is spliced from 9 exons. NCBI's taxonomy places the organism in Eukaryota, Metazoa, Chordata, Testudines, Testudinidae. Gene Ontology annotation, biological process: positive regulation of transcription by RNA polymerase II; cytokine production.